Messenger RNA from Danio rerio (zebrafish), 2202 nucleotides. The record is from RefSeq and is a predicted model, not a curated record. Lineage: Eukaryota; Metazoa; Chordata; Actinopteri; Cypriniformes; Danionidae.
UAGUCAACAAAGGAGUAGGGAGAGAGGACCGAGCUGUAGCUAACGUGGCUAUCGCUAGCAUAAAAAAAGGAAGAACGAAGUGGGGCUGUAAUAAAAUUAAAGGAAUGUUUCUCUCACCAAACUGGCAAACGCAGACGAGGAAAACAAAGCCUCGGUUCUUCGCGUGCAUGAGAUGAUGACAGUCCACGAGCACUGCAUGUUUAUGUAGAGAAGCAGCUCUUGUACGUGUAAAGGAGCUGUUGCUGGAUUAGCAUAGCAGCUAGCAGUCCAUUAUUAUCAAGCUAAUGCUAAAUGCAAAGCUCGUCGUUAGAUUUACGGACACUUUCGAUCCAGAUCCAUCUAUUUGAGGCUAUAGAGAAGGGAUAAAACUCCGAUUAAAGGGAUGACGGUCACAUGAUUGACGUUUCUCAGUCACAUGGCCGGACUCUGCGGUUAGCAUCCAUCGGUCAGAAGAUAGGACCGUCCGAUCCCCUCACCUGAGUGGGUGUACAAGGAUGAAGAAGAUCAGUCUGAAGACGAUCAGAAAAUCACUUAACAUAAAGGGCAAAGAAGAUGGGGAUUUUGUCAUGCUCCAGCAGCCAACUAUAGCAGCAGAGUUCACCAAGGACGACACGCUGUUUGGAGGUUGUUACACCAAAGGGCUGGUAGGUUGUGAUCUUAAUGGGGAGGAUGAGAAGGGUCAUAAGAGUCGAUCGAAAAGCGAGAGUCUUAUGGGCACUCUAAAGAGAAGACUCUCAACCAAACAGAAAGCGAAAGUCAAAGGUGGCUCCUCCGCAGUGGGCUCUGGAGACGACGACGACACAUUCUCUUCUUCGUCCGUUCCAAUAAGCUUUAAUGAAGUCAAAGCCCAGCGACCCUUAAGAUCCUCCUCCCUCCGAAGCCAUCAUUACAGCCCUUCGCCAUGGCCUUUCCGUCCCGUUGGCUCAGAGGAGGCUUGCAUUAAAAUGGAGGUGAAAGUUAAAGCUAUGGUCCACUCUCCUAACCCCAGUCCCUCCCUCAAUGGCAUCAGAAAGGAGUUCCAUGACAUCCAAUUAGAAGGUUUGUUCCAAGAUCAGAGCGAAACUCAAAGUGGCAACUUGCAUUUGAGCAUUGAGGAUCACGUGCCUAUUGGACUCACACCUCAGGACUACAUCCAGUACACAAUGCCUUUAGAUGAGGGAAUGUACCCAGAUUCUGCCCAGUCCUUUUGUUUAGAUGGGCCUUCGCCAAUGGAAGUGGGUGAUCAGGUUGAAUCUGACUCUCUGCACAUAGACCAGGGUCCGGAUGGUCAUGAUAUCAUAACAUCGGACAUUCUCAUGGAGCAUUCGGUAAACGGACACCUCGCCGAUGCUCCGGCAAUGGUCCUUUCCAAUUCCCGAGCCGACACACCUUUGUUUUCUCCAUCUCUGUCACCUCUUUCCACCAACGAUAUUCCAAGGACCCUCUCCGGGUUCAGUAGUGCAGACUCUCAUGUUGUUGAGAGAGUAAGGCAUCACUUGAACUUUGACCCCAAUUCCGCUCCUGGUGUUAGCAGGGUGUACGAUUCUUUCCAAAGCAGCGGACCCAUGGUUGUAACAAGCCUUACGGAGGAACUUAAAAAACUGGCCAAGCAGGGUUGGUACUGGGGACCUAUAACUCGAUGGGAGGCUGAGGAGAAGCUAGUCAACCUUCCAGACGGCUCUUUUUUAGUGAGGGACAGUUCAGAUGACCGCUAUCUCCUCAGCCUGAGCUUUCGGUCACAGGGGAAGACGCUUCACACCAGGAUCGAGCACUCCAAUGGCAGAUUUAGCUUUUAUGAGCAGCCAGACGUAGAAGGUCACACUUCCAUUGUAGAUCUUAUCGAGCAUUCGAUAAAAGACUCAGAGAACGGCGCAUUCUGUUACUCCAGAUCCCGUCUGCCGGGGUCCGCCACGUACCCAGUUCGGUUGACCAAUCCCGUCUCUCGGUUCAUGCAAGUGCGUUCGCUGCAAUAUCUUUGCCGCUUUGUCAUCCGACAGUACACGCGGAUAGAUCUGAUUCAGAAACUGCCUUUGCCAAACAAAAUGAAAGAUUAUUUGCAGGAGAAGCACUACUGAACGGGCUGUAGUGGGUCAUGGUAGAAAUUUGCACUUUUUGUUGAGUGACGCAUUGUUUAAACAGUUUACAUGUUUGUAGGUCAUGAGAUCAGUUGCGCAGGUUGACUAUCUGAUCUGAGCGCUAAAUUUGUUGUUGCUCAGAUUACGU